AUGUCUUCCUCAUCAUCAAGCGAUGAAGCAGAUAAAGCUUUUGAUGAAAUGGUCGACGAAGUGGUUGAUAAUUUCAUAGACACAAUAGUUGACGGUCAAACCAACAAACCGAAGAGACGAGCUUAUAUCGAAAGAGACCGAGAACAAGGACACAAUCAACUAUGGAAAGACUAUUUCAUGGAAAAUCUUACAUACCCACCUGAAAUGUUUAGGCGGCGUUUCCGAAUGAACAAGCCAUUGUUCCUUCGCAUUGUCGAUCGCCUAAGUAGUGAAGUUCCCUACUUUCAGCAAAGGAGAGAUGCUGCCGGAAGGUACGGGCUAUCUCCACUUCAAAAAUGUACGGCAGCUAUACGUAUGCUCGCAUAUGGUCAAUCGGGAGACAGAAAUGACGAAUAUCUCCGACUUGGUGAUAGUACAUCACGUUUAUGUUUGGACAAUUUCACUGAUGCGAUAAUACAAUUGUUUGGAUAUGAGUAUCUACGAAGCCCUACACCAGAAGAUCUUCAACGAUUACUAGAUGUUGGAGAGGUCCGCGGGUUUCCAGGGAUGAUAGGCAGCAUAGACUGUAUGCAUUGGGAGUGGAAAAACUGUCCAACGGCUUGGAAAGGUCAGUUCACACGGGGUUCAGGAAAGCCGACAAUUGUCUUAGAAGCCGUGGCAUCACAAGAUCUUAGGAUAUGGCACGCAUUUUUCGGCUUACCAGAGAACGAACGACACGGAUACGCUCAAAUAAAUACUUCUGAGUUCGAAUCAGGAGAGUCAAACAGAAGUUCAAAGAUGCAUUCUUUACCGAUGCGUGAUAGAGAGUAG
Brassica napus (rape) is the source of this 810-nucleotide messenger RNA. RefSeq lists its product as uncharacterized. Bases 1 to 810 code for a protein of 269 amino acids. The transcript is spliced from 3 exons. NCBI's taxonomy places the organism in Eukaryota, Viridiplantae, Streptophyta, Magnoliopsida, Brassicales, Brassicaceae. The record is from RefSeq and is a predicted model, not a curated record.